This is a messenger RNA of Syzygium oleosum, 1245 nucleotides long. RefSeq names its product MADS-box transcription factor 23-like. Gene Ontology annotation, biological process: regulation of transcription by RNA polymerase II. The transcript is spliced from 9 exons. The record is from RefSeq and is a predicted model, not a curated record. NCBI's taxonomy places the organism in Eukaryota, Viridiplantae, Streptophyta, Magnoliopsida, Myrtales, Myrtaceae. Gene Ontology annotation, cellular component: nucleus. Gene Ontology annotation, molecular function: DNA-binding transcription factor activity, RNA polymerase II-specific; protein dimerization activity; RNA polymerase II cis-regulatory region sequence-specific DNA binding. Bases 288 to 989 code for a protein of 233 amino acids.
AAGAGCCGCACCCCCCGCAAAAGCAGAAGAAAUAUGAAAAACCGCUCGGCGGUUUUCAGUUUCACCCUUGCAAAUCUGACAAGUCCCACUUCCGAUUCAGGGUUUUCUCCUGUCUUGACUCUUCUGAGAAAACCACUCAGAUUUCAAUCUCAAAAUCGCCCCUCUGAAGAACACUGUGCUCUCUCCAGAGGUAAGACUGCGUGAAGAUAAUCGCGGUAUUGAGUGACGUUGAGGAGAAGGCGAGGUCUAUCGAGGUAGGAGGAGGAGAAAAGAUUCCCGGUGAGCAGAUGAAUCUGCAUUCGAGCAGCAGCGAGCACAUCACGUUCGCCAAGAGGAGGAACUCGCUGAUGAAGAAGGCCAGGGAUCUAUCGAAUCUCUGCGACGCCGAGGUCGGAAUCAUCAUCUUCUCCUGCACUGGGCAGCUCUAUGAGUUCUCGAGCUCAAGCAUGGACUCAGUCAUUGAACGCUACAACAAUCUGAAGCGGGAAGUCAAACCGGAAUUGGACCAGCCACCCAUUGAUGCCAAGGUUUUAGAAGAAGAGAUAGCAAACCUGAAUCGUCAACUUCAAGGUCUGCAAGAGUACCACAGGCAACUGAUGGGUGAAGACCUCUCUGGCUUGAGUGUGAAGGAUAUACAGAAUUUCGAGAACCAAUUAGAAAUGAGUCUAUCGACUAUUCGCCUUCAAAAGGAACAGAUUAUGACGGAUCAAAUUAAUGAGCUCCAUCACAAGAGAAACCUCAUUCAUCAAGAAAAUAUAGAGCUGCAAGAGAAGUGUCAGAUCUACAGGGAAGGGAGUUCUAGUGGUGAAGCCGGCAGAUAUCAUGUAUCAUAUGGCAUUAACACCAGAGAUGAUACAGAUAUACCAAUUCCUUCCCCUUCGAGACGGCCGCCGCGUCGAAAUAGGAGUGCGACUCCUCCUGUGACCACAGAAUUGGCGUUACGACUACCUCAACCAGGUGACUUCAGGAGUCUAGAUGAUGAUGGUUAGCCGUCAGUGCUCCCCCAAGUUUAAAGCGCUGAUUGCUGCAAGUUUUGACGUGAGCAAGCAGAUCUUUAAUUCCACUUCAACAGCCAGACAAAACCUAAGGUUUUCUCAGGAGAAUCAUAUUAAGAUUCAUUGUAAUGAUUAUGUCCUAAUUGCUUGUAAACAGAUGAUAGCCCCAAAUGAGAAUCUGGGAACGCAUACUGGUCACAGUUUUUUUAUUUCCAUAAUCCUACAGCUAAAUUUUGAUGGUAACUUUUAU